This is a messenger RNA of Miniopterus natalensis, 1680 nucleotides long. It is a transcript of the gene ANKRA2, whose product is annotated as ankyrin repeat family A member 2. NCBI's taxonomy places the organism in Eukaryota, Metazoa, Chordata, Mammalia, Chiroptera, Miniopteridae. Gene Ontology annotation, cellular component: nucleus. Gene Ontology annotation, biological process: regulation of gene expression. Gene Ontology annotation, molecular function: protein binding. The record is from RefSeq and is a predicted model, not a curated record.
GACGCAGCGAGCUGCCCUCCGCGCGGGGCUCCCCUCCGGCGGGCUCCUGUCCUGGGACGGCGGGACACCUGUCGCCUAUUUUUUUAAUAUCCAAAUUUCAAGAAUACACUGGAUACCACUCUUAAAAAACCAAGAUGAAAUUAUGAAGAAAUGUUUUAAUUAUUGAAACUACAGUUGAAAUUAUGAAGAAAUGUUUUAAUUAUUGAAACUACAGUUGAAAUUAUGAAGAAAUGUUUUAAUUAUUGAAACUACAGUUGAAAUUAUGGCUACAUCAGCAAAUCUGGAUCUUGGAGCCCAGCUGAUAGUGGAGGAGUGUCCCAGCAGUUAUAGUCUAGCUGGCAUGCCAGACAUUAAAAUAGAACAUCAGCUGGACUCAAAUGCAGAAGAAGGAUCAGCUCAGGGUGUUGCCAUGGGAAUGAAAUUCAUAUUGCCUAAUCGAUUUGAUAUGAACGUCUGUUCUCGAUUUGUGAAGUCCUUAAAUGAAGAGGAUAGUAAAAAUAUUCAAGAUCAGGUUAACUCGGACCUGGAGGUGGCAUCUGUCCUAUUUAAAGCUGAAUGCAAUAUCCAUACAUCUCCUUCUCCGGGAAUCCAAGUAAGACACGUCUAUACUCCCUCUACAACAAAGCACUUCUCACCCAUAAAACAGUCAACUACCUUAACCAACAAGCACAGAGGAAAUGAGGUCUCAACCACACCUCUGUUAGCAAAUUCUUUAUCUGUUCACCAGUUAGCUGCUCAGGGAGAGAUGCUCUACCUGGCUACUCGUAUUGAACAAGAAAAUGUUAUCAAUCACACGGAUGAAGAAGGAUUUACUCCUCUGAUGUGGGCUGCAGCACACGGGCAAAUAGCUGUGGUAGAGUUUCUACUUCAGAAUGGUGCCGAUCCCCAGCUUUUAGGAAAAGGUCGGGAAAGUGCACUGUCUCUGGCCUGCAGUAAAGGCUACACAGAUAUUGUCAAAAUGCUGCUUGAUUGUGGAGUUGAUAUAAAUGAGUAUGAUUGGAAUGGUGGCACACCUUUGCUUUAUGCUGUACAUGGAAAUCAUGUGAAAUGUGUAAAAAUGCUCUUAGAAAAUGGAGCUGACCCAACAAUUGAAACCGACUCUGGAUAUAAUUCCAUGGAUUUGGCUGUAGCCCUGGGCUAUAGAAGUGUUCAGCAGGUUAUUGAGUCACAUCUACUGAAGCUGCUUCAGAAUGUCAAGGAGUAGACAGUCGCCGAACAUGUCUGCCCUUCCUUUCCUGCUUGGCCCUUAUAAAUGAUAGUUUCGUUUACUUAUAAGUUUUUACCUCAGUUGCACUAUUUACUGAUUUUUACUAAGUUUUAAUAAAUAUUCCUCUGAGUAAUUCACUGGUUUAUAAUAAAAUUAAUGUUGAUGCUUUUUUAAAAAUGUGUUUUAUGACAUAUUUAAAAUUAUAAAUUAAUGUUUAGUGGCAUGUAAAUUUUUAUGGUACAGAUAGUUAUCUGUCUUUGUAUCGAGUGCUGUAAUUUAACAUUUUCAGAAAUUAUUCUACCCUGUUCAUCUUUACUCUUGUAUUAACUCAUUGACUUUAUAUAGGGUUUGCUAUAAAUCCAUAGAAAAAAAUUGUUAUUAUUGAAUUAAAAGUGCACAGUGUGAUUGUUUACAAAAUGUUAUAAAUAAAGUACAUUUUCUGUUAGUUUGCAUGCUAGUGGUUUUUUAAUUAU